Molecule: messenger RNA, 4793 nt
Organism: Vollenhovia emeryi
Lineage: Eukaryota; Metazoa; Arthropoda; Insecta; Hymenoptera; Formicidae
Gene: RasGAP1
Product: ras GTPase-activating protein 3
Exons: 15
Coding region: 105-3206 (1033 amino acids)
Biological process (GO): regulation of GTPase activity; intracellular signal transduction
Source: RefSeq, a predicted model, not a curated record
AGAAGCAGUGGGGUGUUACGGCCCUGGGCGUAGAUCCAUUCACAGAAUGAACGAACCGCUUGCGUUUCGUUCGUGUAGUCACUCAGUAGUGUCAUGGAGGUAACAUGGCCGAGGAGACGCGCCUAGUCCGCGUUGAGGAGAGGCUCAGGAUCAAAAUCGGAGAAGCAAAGAACCUUCAAAGUCGAAGUCAUGGCUCUCCAGGCACACGAGACGUUUACUGCACCUUGUCGCUGGAUCAAGAGGAAAUAUUCAGAACAACAACCAUGGAAAGAACUCUCAAUCCGUUCUUCGGAGAGGAGUUUCAGUUUGAAGUGCCCAGAAAAUUUCGUUACCUUGGCAUUUACGUAUAUGACAGAGAUAGACAUUUGAAGCAGGAUCGAAUUUUGGGAAAGGUAGCAAUAAAGAGAGAAGAUUUAGCUACAUAUCAUAAUAAGGAACAUUGGUUUCCUCUGAAACCAGUCGAUGCCGACUCUGAGGUUCAAGGCAAGGCUCAUUUGGAGCUUGCUUUGCAACCUCAGGUCGAACACGCUCAGCCUAAACUUACAGUAAGAAUAAUAGAAUGUAGUGAAUUAACCAUUAAAAAUGGUAGCUGUGAUCCCUUUGCAAUUGUUACAGUCAUCUAUAGUAAUGGUAAAAAAGUAUCAAAGCGCACAAAGGUGAAAAAGAAAACGUCAUCUCCGUAUUUCAACGAGACAUUUGUAUUUGAGCCAGAGUUAAUCGAGACCAGAGACAAAGAUGUCUCCCAUUAUCCUAUUGAAGGAGCUGAAGUUGGAGAAGUAGUGGUUGGCUUGUGGCAUGCAUCUCCUGGCAUGGGAGAACAACCGGUCUUUCUUGGCGAGGUGCGAGUCACCUUGAAAGGAUUACAAAAACAACCGACUAGUACAACCACCGCGUGGUAUUUUUUACAACCUAGAGCAGCGAAACAUCGUCCAAGUAAAAUCUCAAGUAACUCUACACCGCCUGGUACGUUACCAGGUUUGGGAUCUUUACGCUUGAAGAUUCACUACGUAGCCGAUCACGUCUUCCCCUCGGAAAUGUAUGACAGACUUAAAAGUCUCUUGUUACAAAGCGUCAAUGUUGAGCCGAUUACGUCCUCGGCUGUUUACAUAUUGGGUGAAAUUGUAGCCAGUAAAAUGGAGGCUGCGCAACCAUUAGUUCGAGUAUUGGUGCAUCAUGGACAGUUGGUAUCUGUGAUGCGAGCACUUGCUAGUCACGAGAUUUCCAAAUUGACUGACCCAACGACCAUCUUUCGCGGUAACACAUUAGUGAGCAAGAUGAUGGACGAAGGCAUGAGAUUAGCGGGUCUGCAUUAUUUGCAUAGUACUCUUAGACCUGCGAUGGAACAAGUUUUUCUCGAAAAGAAGCCAUGUGAGAUAGAUCCAACUCGGGUAAAAGAUGGCAAUACAACAGAGACCAAUUUGACCAAUUUAAAGGAAUAUGUCGAGAGAGUAUUUGUAGCUAUAACAACCUCGGGAGUAAGAUGUCCCCCUUUAAUGUGUGAAAUGUUCUGGUGUUUGAGAGAACUCGCUGCAACUCACUUUCCAAAAAAUAAAGAAGUGAGAUAUUCGGUGAUAAGUGGAUUUAUCUUUUUACGAUUUUUUGCUCCUGCGAUAUUGGGUCCAAGAUUAUUUGAUAUCACUACUGAACAAAUUGAUUCACAGACCAAUAGGACAUUAACGUUAAUAUCCAAGACAAUUCAAAGUCUUGGAAAUUUGGUAUCUUGUAGAGGAGGCGCAGGCAGUGUAUGCAAAGAAGAAUACAUGGAAUGUGUAUACAGAGAAUUUUAUACAGAAAGACAUAUACAUGCAGUCAAGCAAUUUCUAGAGAUAAUAUCGACUAGUAGUAAUAGUAGCGGCAUCGCGAAGCAACGUCCAACGGUAUUGCAAGAACAACCAGUGGUACUCAAAGAAGGAAAAUACUUUCUCUUUAUGCAUACUACCGAUUGUAACAAGAGAGUAAUGAUUAAACGAGCACAAGGCAGAAAACGAUUUGGCCGUAAGAAUUUCAAGCAGAGAUACUUCAGACUUACCACGCACGAUUUGACAUAUUCUAAAACGAAAGGUAAAGAACCUUUGUGUAAGAUACCACUAGAAGAAAUCUUAGCAGUGGAAAGACUUCACGAAGAUUCCUUCAAGAUGAAAAACAUGUUUCAAAUUAUUCAACCACAAAGGGCAUUAUACGUUCAAGCUGGUAAUUGUGUAGAGGAAAAGGAAUGGAUUGACAUCCUUACAAAAAUAUGUCAAACAAAUAGUAACCGCUUAGAAAAAUAUCAUCCAAGUGCAUACAUCAAUGGCCAUUGGCUUUGCUGUCGCGCAGUGGCUGAAGUUGCACCAGGAUGCAGUCAAGUAUCGCCAGGUAUAGAGGCUGGACUGCAAAUGGUGUUGGAUCCAGAUCGCGAUUUGCAGAGAAUACACUCGUUGAUCUUCACAAAUAUGCCACGUCUCGAGACAUUGAUGAAUGCAUGUGAAUGCCAGGCAGUUUAUGGUGCUAGCGAUAUGUGUGUUAUUCCGGAUGGUGGUUCGCCUAUCGAAGAUGUACCUUCGUGUUUCAAGACUUUAAACACACUUAGAGAAGCUGCGUAUGCCUUGCAGCGUGAACAUAGAGCCUAUUUUCGAAGACUGGCACGCGACACCAAGUACGGCAGCAAACAGGCUCCCAUCGGUGAUGACAACUACCUCCACUUAGCUAAUAGAGCAGGAUUCGAUAAUCAGUUGACAAAGCGAGUGUACGAUUUGGAUGGUAUAAAUCAACGAUCGAUAGAGAAUACGGAACAUUACGACGUGGGAUUCUCUAGGAAAAUUGUCGAGAGUCAAAGAUACGACGAUACAUUCAGAAAGUGUCUUGAUUCUGACUCCAUUAAUCGUAGGUAUGAGAACGAAAGCCACUUGUUGCGAGGAUACGAAAACAAUAGCGAUACUAUACGAAGCAUCCAAAAUGAUCUCAGAAAAUUCGAUCAUAGUUUAAACAAUACAUUAAGAUCUGAUAAAUUGGAGAAGAACGCUAACGAGAGUAUGGAAAGUCAGAAAAGGCUAGAGAGCACCAGUCUAUUAACGGCAGAUAGUAUUAAUUUGUCGGGUACAUUGUCGCGGAAAUUGGGCAAUUACGACAACACUAGAGUGUUGAGUGAAUGUACGUUGACAAGACGAUUACAGGAAGAUGUCCCUGAUAUAUCUUGUAAUUCGAUGAGUGAGCGUGGCAAUCAUUAAUUUUACCUAUCAUGUACAAAUGUAAAUUGCACGUUUUUAGAAAUUGAGAAAAACAAAAUGACGAGGUACGAGAGAGAGGGGCUAUAAUUUAUAUCGUUUGCUUCUUCAAAGGAAAAGUACAAUCCUCUUGGCUACUUUUCUUAUAUGUAUAUAUAUGUAUACAUAUAUACAUAUACAUUGUACAUAUGAUUAUAUACGUAUGUAUAUAUAAUCUUUCUAUUGUGUAUACAAAUUAAUGACUAUGCUGUUGGAGGCAGUGUUUUCUGUUGCGUAUUUGCCUGCCUUUUACGACGAAUCGUUUUAAUUUAUCUCUUCAACACCAGAUAGAUACGAGAGAAUUGUAAUGGAAUGUAAUUUAACGUAUUUUUCGAUUUGUUACCAUGCUGUGCAGAGAACGUGACAUGUCUUGUCAUCGCAGAAAUCUCUACUAUUUAUUAUUUAUUUAUUUUCUCAUCUCAUUUCAAUAUUAUUGGAGAUGUAUGUGCAUAAACAUGACAUUGGUUGUGUCAUUGCACAACUUGUAAUCUCAUUCAUUUGAAAAGUCGAGUUCUCACCGAUAUAAAAACACUCAAUGUUAACUGUGUAAUAUUACACAAUAUUGUUGUAGACUAUGGAAACAUUUUUUACUCUAAACAAUCACUGUUAUCUUUGAUUCAUAUAGAAUUCCAUUUGGAGCCCAAUUCUUUGUGCAUUAAUUGAAAAUGCAUAAAAUAAGAAUAUUACAAAUAGAAUUGAUUACUAUUUGAUAAAAAAAGUCUUGGAAUGUUUAAUCAAACUGGGUUUUUUUUUUGUAAAUGUUUGCACUCGUAGAAAGUCGAUCGAGCCCUACAGAGGGAAAGAUGUAAACAACAUUUGAUAUCGCGCAGGCGCGCUAAAUUUAUGAAAUUAAUUCUUUGCAAGCUUAAACGCAAGUUAAUUCUCUCUACCGCAUUUACCAUUGUAAACUCUUUUCUUUUAUUAUAAAACAGUCUGAAAUUACAUUUAUUCAAGAAUAUGUACCUCCCAUUAUCAACUCUUUUAUUAGUUAUUUUAAUGUAGACUUACAUAAAUACGAAAAUGUUGAACGUGCAGGAAAAUGUAGAUCUGUUAAAAUUUUAAUAGAAAGAGAUAUGUAACAAAUAUAGUAAAAAGAUGUUGCAAUCCCAAAUUCUACGCAUGCGCGCGCGUUUGUUGCUGAAUGUUAUUUUAAUAAUGUUUUGUUUUUAUAUAUCGUUCAUAUAUUGUACGAUGCUAUUGUAAUUGAUUAGACGUUGAAUGAAUAUUUGAUCAAUUUCCUGUGAUAGAAUAUGAAAUCAACAUUCGUAAUCACUUUUUAGCUAUUUAAGCUACAAAUUUUCUAUACAGACGAAUCAUUUAUAAUUAAUUUGAAAUUCUUUUAUGCUUCUUUUGACAUUUAUUAAAGGGCUAUAUAUUGUAGUUACAUAACUGCAAAUGAUAAUAAUUAUAGAUUGCUAUUAAUAACAGUUACUAUUUUAUAUAAAUUUAUAAAAACGGAUUAAACGGAUAUGUGUGAGAUAUCAGGUCCCAUACAGCACCAAAGCUUUCAGAAACAUUUGAGAAAACAUUGUUGCAAUGUUGCAAUGUUUC